AUGGCUGACCCAAAAAAUUCUGAUGUGAAUGUGGAUUCUCCUGAUCAGAACUUAGACAACAACACUGCUUCAUUAGCAGAUACGAUGCUGGUGCCAUGUCCUGAUGAUCAAAACCCUGAAUCCAACUCUUCUGUUGAGACACCAAACCCUGUAAAGGGUGAAAGUAGUGAAGGGGCUCUCAAGCGUGAGAUCAGGAAUUCGGAUGUUAAGUUAAAUCCGAUGGCUAAGGAAUAUGUUCCACAAUCACUUGAUCGAACCCACUCUUUGUUUGUGACCAAUAACUUAUGGUUUACCAACGGUUUCACAAUGCAAGCUUUCUAUGCUCAGGAUAAUGAGAAUUUUGCUACAAGGAGAAUGAACUCUGGCCAAAGGAAGCGAAGGAUGAGCAAGAAAAUAAGCCUGGCUCAGAAGGAAGAUGUAAUCAGGAGAACGGUCCAUGUCUCAGACAUUGAUCAACAGGUUACUGAGGAUCAACUUGCUGGUCUCUUUCAAUCUUGUGGCCAGGUUGUUGAUUGUCGUAUCUGCGGGGACAACAAAUCUAUUCUCCGUUUUGCCUUCAUUGAGUUCACUGAGGAAGAGGGAGCUAGGUCUGCUUUUAAACUAUCAGGAACUCUAUUUGGCUCUCAUCCUAUUAAGGUUCUUCUAUCCAGGACAGCUAUUGUACCUGUGAAUCCGAGUCUCCUUCCAAAGUCUGAGGAGGAGCGUGAGAAAUGUGCCAAGACUGUUUACUGUACUAAUAUUGACAAGAAGGUCACUCAAAUGGAACUGGAAGAUUUCUUUAAAGCAGCAUGUGGGGAGAUUCAGCAUAUGAGGGUUAUCCAAGACCGUCAUCACCAAACCUGCAUUGCUUUUGUUGAAUUUAAACUGGUGGAAAGUGCAGUUACUGCUCUUAGCUACAGCGGUAUUAUCUUGGGCGGGUUCUCUGUUAGGGUAAGCCAGUCCAAGACACCAGUGAGGCUAGAGCCCUUUGAUUUAAACUAA
Molecule: messenger RNA, 981 nt
Organism: Eruca vesicaria subsp. sativa (arugula)
Lineage: Eukaryota; Viridiplantae; Streptophyta; Magnoliopsida; Brassicales; Brassicaceae
Source: the annotation of a GenBank genome assembly